AUGGCCGAGCUUCAGAAUCGCAACGUAGAGGAUAAGUCCAUGUCUCCACAGCAUCUGGAGACUGUGCUUGAAAAUGGAAAGAAUGAUGACGGGCCAGUAUACGGUAUCGAUGAAGCGCAUCAGAAGAAAAACAUUGUUCUCCCAAAAGCUGGCGCGGCAAACUGGCUUGCUUUCCUCGGCGUAAGCUUUGGGGCCAUCUUGAUCGGAAUGGGUUUCACGUAUAGUUGGGAAACCAUGGCUGUCUGUCGAGCACUUCUUGGUUGUACUUAUCUGAUCACCUGCUGGUACAAGCGAUUUGAGGUCGGCAAGAGGCUUGCGGCUUUCUGGCUGAUAUCUGUGGUUUUGAAUGCCUUUGCAGCUAUCUUUGCCUAUGCCUUGACUCUUUUGGAUGGGACUCAUGGGCUCGGUGGCUGGAGGUGGAUCUUCAUUGUCGAAGGCGCCAUCACGGUCGGCGUUUGUGCUAUUGGAUGGUUCAUCAUUAUCGAUUUUCCGACCAAAGCAGACGGCUUUCUAUCGCCAGAGGAGAAACAGUUCGUCAUCGAUCGGAUCAAUCAUGACCGUGGUGACGCAGAAGAAGAUCGACUGACUGCGGCAAAAAUCGUGCAUCACCUCAAGGACUGGAAGCUAUACUUCUGGGCGUUUAAUCUCAUGGCAUCAACGCUUCCAGGAUAUGCGUACAGUUAUUUCAAAACCAUCAUUCUGACUGGGAUGGGGUUCACCGGGAAUGAGAGCCAGCUUCUCAGCGCCCCGCCUUAUAUCCUCGCGGCCGCGGCCACAUAUUUCUCGGGCUGGCUAACAGAUCGCUAUCAUGUUCGAGGACCGGUUAUUGCGGUCCACCAGCUGCUGACAGCAGUCGGGAUGCUCGUCACGGCGUAUGGCCAAACCAACGGCGCGCGUUAUUUUGGUGUCUUCAUGGGCGUCGGGUUCCUGCAAUUUUGCAUUCCAGGAGUUCUCGCUUUCCAGGCAAACAACAUCACCUCGCACUCGAAGCGGGCGGUUGCGUCUGCCACUUGCUUGAUUGGUGGAGGACUGGGUGGGAUCAUCGCAAGUGUCUCUUUCAAAUCGAGUGAGAGCCCAUACUACACAACAGGAAUCUGGGUCACGUUUGGGAUCACCAUGAUCAGCAUCUGCAUGAAUGUGAUGAUGGAUUUCUACUUCUGGAAGGUAAACAAGAAGGCGAGAGCAACUGGAGGCCGUAUCGAAGGCAUGGAGAACUGGUACUAUACUCUUUAG
Molecule: messenger RNA, 1233 nt
Organism: Aspergillus mulundensis
Lineage: Eukaryota; Fungi; Ascomycota; Eurotiomycetes; Eurotiales; Aspergillaceae
Exons: 5
Coding region: 1-1233 (410 amino acids)
Biological process (GO): transmembrane transport
Cellular component (GO): membrane
Molecular function (GO): transmembrane transporter activity
Source: RefSeq, a predicted model, not a curated record